Molecule: messenger RNA, 1308 nt
Organism: Rhizopus microsporus ATCC 52813
Lineage: Eukaryota; Fungi; Mucoromycota; Mucoromycetes; Mucorales; Rhizopodaceae
Product: ATP-dependent RNA helicase SUB2
Exons: 2
Coding region: 1-1308 (435 amino acids)
Biological process (GO): mRNA export from nucleus; mRNA splicing, via spliceosome
Molecular function (GO): ATP binding; RNA binding; RNA helicase activity
Source: RefSeq, a predicted model, not a curated record
AUGUCCGCUGCCGACCACGCUGAUGAUCUCAUUGACUACGAAGAAGAAGAUGAACAAACUCUUCAACAAGAAACUACUGUACAACAAACAGCUAAUGUAGAUGAAGAAGAAGAGAAGAAAGACAAAAAGGGUUCAUACGUCGGUAUCCACUCUACUGGUUUCCGUGACUUCUUGUUAAAACCUGAACUUUUAAGAAGUAUUGUCGACUGUGGUUUUGAACACCCUUCAGAAGUCCAACAAGAAUGUAUCCCUCAAUCCAUUUUGGGUAUGGACGUUCUUUGCCAAGCUAAAUCUGGUAUGGGUAAAACUGCUGUUUUUGUUCUGGCUACACUUCAACAACUUGAGCCUGUGAAUGGCGAAGUAUCUGUCAUUGUUCUUUGCCAUACUCGUGAAUUGGCUUUCCAAAUCAAGAAUGAAUAUAGUCGUUUCUCCAAAUACCUUCCAGACAUCCGCACUGAAGUAUUCUAUGGUGGUGUGCCUAUGACCAAAGAUGUUGAAACCUUAAAGGACAAAAAUAAGUGUCCUCAUAUCCUUGUGGGUACUCCUGGUCGUGUUUUGGCUUUAGUACGUGAUAAGCAUCUCAAGCUUAACAAUGUCAAGCACUUUGUUUUGGAUGAAUGUGACAAAAUGCUGGAGCAGUUAGAUAUGCGUCGAGAUGUUCAAGAUAUCUUCCGUGCAACACCUCAUCACAAGCAAGUCAUGAUGUUUACUGCUACAUUAGCAAAGGAUAUGAGACCUGUGUGUAAAAAGUUUAUGCAAAACCCUCUUGAAAUCUAUGUUGAUGAUGAAGCCAAGUUGACUCUCCAUGGUCUUCAACAAUUCUAUAUCAAAUUAGAGGAAAGAGAAAAGAACCGUAAAUUGAAUGAUUUACUAGAUUCACUUGAAUUCAACCAAGUCUGUAUUUUUGUUCGUUCUGUUGCUCGUGCAAAUGAAUUGAAUAGAAUCUUAACAGACUGUAACUUCCCAAGUAUCUGUAUCCAUUCACACAUGACUCAAGAAGAACGUAUCAAGAGAUAUAGAUCAUUCAAGGAAUUCGAAAAGCGUAUUAUGGUUGCCACUGAUAUAUUUGGCCGUGGUAUUGAUAUUGAACGUGUCAACAUCGUUAUCAACUAUGAUAUGCCCGAUGGCGCAGACUCUUACUUACACAGAGUGGGUCGUGCUGGUCGUUUUGGUACCAAGGGUCUCGGUAUCACUUUUGUUUCUGAUGAAAACGAUACAAAGGUCUUGAACGAUGUCCAAAGUAGAUUUGAAGUUAAUAUUGCACCACUUCCUGAAGACGUUGACAUUAAUGCCUACAUGACUUCUUAA